Messenger RNA from Hibiscus syriacus, 2124 nucleotides. RefSeq lists its product as uncharacterized. The transcript is spliced from 4 exons. The record is from RefSeq and is a predicted model, not a curated record. The coding region runs from base 1 to 2124 and encodes 707 amino acids. Gene Ontology annotation, molecular function: catalytic activity. NCBI's taxonomy places the organism in Eukaryota, Viridiplantae, Streptophyta, Magnoliopsida, Malvales, Malvaceae.
AUGGACUCUGUUACCGCUUCUAGGAAAAGAUUAGAGUAUGCUAAGUUAUGUAUUGAGAUUGGUAUUGAUGAUAAUAUUCCUGAGUAUGUGGAUGUGCUUCUGAAUGAUGGAACUGUUACCUCAAUUCUUGUCGAGGUACCUUGGCUUCCACCACACUGUAAAAACUGUAGAGUGUUCUGGCAUAGUGAUAAAAACUGUACCAAACAAAAACAUGCAGCUCAUUCAACUACUCAAGUAUGGAAAAGGAAAGUUGUUACUCAAAAUAAUCCUGUAGUAACUACAGUAGAAGGAGGUGUUGAACUUCUUCAGGAGAGUUUGCAAACAGGAGAUAAUGGAGCAAAGGAAAAAAAUAUUAAAGAUGGUUGUUCUGAUUCUGGUAUUAACCAUGUUGAUGUUACGGAUACUACUGCUGCUAUUGAUUCUGUUUCUAAUGAUAACAUUGAUGCUACUGUCACAAAUGAAUCUGCUACUUCUGACCCUCAUUUAGACAACGUUCCUGAACCUUCUGUUGUUAAGAAGAGUAGAGGUAGGCCACCAAAAGAUAACCUGAAAACGGUUAUUGCUGGUUCAACGAACAGAUUUGCAGUUUUAUCUACAUCUGAAACAAAUGUUUCUUCGCCUACAGAAGCUCCUUUGAAGAAAAGAGCCGCAUCGUCUGGAGUGGCUGCUCUAGUAAACGAACUGAAAUCAAAGAAAAAGGACAGAAUGGAUAAGGUUAAGCAUACUGAAUCUCUUUCUGAUUUGGGCAGAUUAUAUGGUAACCUCCCUUGGGUUCUGGGUGGUGAUUUUAAUGUCAUCCUUAACUCCAAUGAAAGCUCUAACUCCUCUUUUUUAGGGCCGUUUCUCUCUUCUGACAUGAAGGAAUUCCAAGAUGCUCUCUUUGACUUAAAUCUUUGUGACCACCCUUUCUUUGGCCCCACCUUUACGUGGAGCAACAAACAUCAAGAUUCUUACCUUGCUAGAAAGCUCGACAGAGUCAUUGUCAACCAUAAGUGGUUUAGCUCCUUUCCUAAAUCCCAUGUCGAAUUUCAAGCUCCGGGAAUUUCUGACCACUGUUUAGCUAUUACUUGGUUAACUACAGAAACUCAUGUUGAUCGCCCAAAGCCUUUUAAAUUCUUUAACUUCUGGGCCCAACAUCCAGAGUUCAUGAAUGUGGUUAGAGAAUCAUGGCAAACUUCUACUCAUGGCAGCCCCAUGCAGAAUCUGUUUUUCAAGUUAAAGCUCCUUAAAACCAGAUUGAAAUCUCUUAAUCAACACUAUUAUAGUGACAUUUCAGCCCGAGUAAAACAAAAGAAAUUGGAAUUGGAAACUCAACAACUUUUAUCGCUAAGAGCUGAAGAUUCCUUCCAUAAAGAGCUUCUUUUGCAAAAUGAAUUGAAAAACUUAGAAGAGGCUGAAAAUAUUUUCUUAAGGCAAAAGGCUAAAGUCCAAUGGCUUAAAGAUGGUGACAAGUGUACAAAGUUCUUUCAUUCGGCAGUUUCUACUAAAUCCAAGAGGGAAACAAUCAGAGUUCUUAUCGAUGACAAUGGAAACAGACUCGAAACCUAUGAUACAAUGGCUUCCGAAUUGAUUGAGUAUUUCACAAACAUGAUCGGAACUGAAAAUCCAGAAAUUAAAGUUUGUGACCAGAAUUUACUUCAGGAACUCCUUCAGUACUCUCUCCCUUCUAAUUCUUCCAAUGCUCUUAUGAAAGAUGUGCCAUUGAAAAUUGACAUCCACAAGGCUUUCGACUCUCUGCAUUGGGGAUUUGUAUUGGCUGUUCUUAAAGCUAUUGGUCUUCCUACUACUUUCAUCAAGUGGGUAGAAGCUGUUUCACUGGAGCUCGUUAUUCCAUCUCGUUUAAUGGAAGCAAUGUUGAAUCAGUUGUGGGAAUUAUUUGUGUUUUGGAACAAUUUUAUGUCAUUUCUGGCCUUAAAAUCAAUGCGCAGAAAUGUGAAUUCUACGGCUGUAAUAUCACCUACACAAAUUGAUGAAAUCAAGCGAAUUACAGGGUUCAAUCAAGGUUAUCUACCUGUUAGAUACUUGGGAGUUCCUCUAGUUACUAGGAAACUCUCGGACAAGGAUUGUAUUGCUCUUAUUGAUAAUAUCAGGAACGCCUUCAUCAAUGGUCACGAAGACACUUGA